Messenger RNA from Cuscuta epithymum, 1304 nucleotides. The record is from the annotation of a GenBank genome assembly. NCBI's taxonomy places the organism in Eukaryota, Viridiplantae, Streptophyta, Magnoliopsida, Solanales, Convolvulaceae.
CGCCUACUUGAUCUCCGCUUCCAGAGGUGACGUCCCGAGGCUGCGCCGCCUACUGUACGCCCUCUACCACCCCGGGAACUACUACCUGAUCCACCUGGAUGCGGAUGCGCCCCGGUCGGAGCAUCUAGAGCUGGCGAGGUUUGUCGCCGGGAACGCCGUGUUCGGCCAAAUCGGGAAUGUGUGGGUGGUAGGGAAGCCCAGCUUGGUGACCUACAGAGGCCCGACAAUGCUUGCCGCUACUCUCCACGCCAUUUCUCUUCUUCUGAGGACUGCAAAUUGGGACUGGUUUAUCAAUCUCAGCGCCUCUGAUUAUCCACUCGUAACCCAAGAUGGUAUGAUCUGAUCCAUUCCUUCUCAAGUUUGCCCAGAGAUCUGAACUUCAUACAGCAUACCAGUCGCCUUGGUUGGAAAUUUAAUAGGAGGGGCAAACCGAUUAUAUUAGACCCAAGUUUGCAUAGUAAUAAUAAAUCAGAAAUCUGGUGGGCAAUCAAGCAGAGAACUCUCCCGACAGCUUUCAAGCUCUAUACAGGUUCAGCUUGGAUGGUAUUGUCAAGAUCCUUUGCAGAGUACUGUGUAGUAGGCUGGGACAACCUGCCGAGAAGGCUUCUCCUCUACUACACCAACUUUGUCUCCUCUCCGGAGGGUUACUUCCAGACACUCGUGUGCAAUUCCGAUGAGGGGUACAAGAACACAACGGUUGAUCAUGACCUCCAUUACAUCACCUGGGAUGUCCCUCCCAAACAACACCCCAAGUCUCUUGGCCUGAAAGACUACAGAAGAAUGGUCCUAAGCAACCGGCCAUUUGCGAGGAAGUUCAAGAGGAACGAUCCAGCAGUCCUUGACAAGAUAGACCGUGAACUCCUCAAGAGGAGGGGGGAUGGGCAUUUCUCAUUGGGUGGGUGGUGUUACAAUAAGGACCAGAAGAAGUGUUCGGCAUUGCAGAGUGAGAUGUACGGGGUUCUGCAGCAUGGGACUGGUGCUAGGAGAUUGAAAACUCUGCUCACUAAACUGCUUUCCCCUCGGUAUUUCACCAAGAGGCAGUGUAAAUGAUUUUUUCCUUUGUUUUGGUGAUAAAUGGAGUAAAUCAGAGUGUAGUUUCUGUAUUAGGAUUUAGAACUUAGCUAGGCUUGACUUGCUUGCUGUAAUAAUCCAUACACAUGCUACUUUGUAUCACACAAUCACACACAUUAACUCAGGCACAUUCAUCAAUAAUAAGGUUUGUGAAGAAUACAAUAUGUGAGGGUUGAAUUAUAAAACAGGUUAUGGUUGAGAUCUAAUACUUUCUUUUGUAAUGGUUUCUUGGG